AUGGAUCGAUUCUAUCGAUCAUUUGGGCUCAAUAGGGGGAAAAUCCUUUCCAGACAGGGACAGUGGAUCAUUACAGAAUUCUUUCCUGAUACUCCAAUCAAGAUGUUAAAAGAGGUUUUUGAAGCCUUGAAGUUAUAUGACCUUGUAGAGGUGUUGGAGAGAGUGACAAAGCCACGCACACUUCAUCCUGCUCUUUCGCUAAAAGAAAUAGAGACUUUACAAGAUGCCAGUGAUCGCCCUACAAAAUUUUACAGUAAAGCAGAGGUUUUAAUAAUCCAUAACGAUGAAAUUGUUGCAGGCAAUAAUGCUGAAAAAAUUGGUACUUUUUUUAAAGCUCUGAAUUCACAGACCCAGGUAACUUCAUUAAGUAUGGAGCCUCGAAAGAAACUUCUUGAUGAACUUGAUUGGUUGAGACAGGAAACUCAAACUGGGAUUGAGCAGGAGAGUACCCUUGAUUUUCACAAAGGUACUCACAAUUUUCCAAAUUUUCCCUUCGCCCCCUCCCAACAGCAAAGUCCCGAAUCUGUGCCAUGAUUAAAGAGUAGGUUAGUUUACAAGUGUAAGCGUUUUACUGUAUAUGAAGUGCCGUAAGUAAGAUGUAAGAUUCUUUGUCACUUCUUUGGGUUCAUUGACUGAAGCACGAAUCGCUUAUAAAUUAAGUAAACAAGCUGUUUGGUGCAUGUUUUUGACCAACAGAAGCAACCUACGCUGAUGUAAUCGUCCCCUACUUUAUCUCAGGGCUUCCAAGUCAGGCCGAAGAGAAAACAAUGCGUUCACUAUCCAGUCGCAACUUGCUAUCUGCCUACUAUUUUCCCACCUUUUCUAUAAAUCAAGAGCCAUGAUAAAUAUAUUCGGUAUAAUAUAUAUAGAUUCGGUCUUAACCAAUGAAUCACGUCGCUACUCUGGAAAUCGACAUUCGGGUGUGGAAAAAAACGGUUUGUUGUUCAAGAAAAAAUACAUUUAAAAGAAACAAACAAGGCUAAAUUAAGUGUUUCUUAAAAUAAUUAAUUAUCUUUCAUUUAUUUGCUUUCUAUUAUUAUUUACUUUUUUAUUUAUUGUCUUAUUAAAUUUUUUUUUUCCCUCGACAUUUUCAGAUACGAAAAAGUUUACAAGUGAACGAGUCCCUGCUAAAGGUCUCCCCGACCUUAGCGCACUAAAAUAUGUCUUCUCUUCUGGGCACAAAACAGAAAGGGACCUGGACGAAGAAAGAGAGCAGAGGAUGAACAAAAAAAACACGAAAAUGAUGCAGAUAAAAGAGAAGGAGGAAGAACUAAAGAAGAUAGAAGAGGAGUAUGUAAUGGCCCUUUCAACCGCUAUCGACAAGUGGGUAGAACAUGCAAAUGAUGAAGGUUGGUUGACAUCCUUUGUUUAAUACUACAACUUUGAUGUUCAUUUGUUCUCUUUCAUUAUUAUUAUAAACUCCGUUUCAGUCUUGUUAAGUUCAGUAUCAGAAGCGGAUGUAAGGGGUUUUUGGAGUCGGUAGGGAAACUGUCAAAGGCGGAAGAGCUAUUAUAUGGCCGCUUAGUUUUUCUUCGCUCAAGUCGGCUUAGGACAUUUAAAGCCCUUUUAUUGUUGAAGUCAUCAAGCCUUGGAUUUUUACUAUGAACUUUGCUGCAAACAUAAAACAGCUUUUCAUGUCCGAAAAGUUGUUGAGACUUUCAACUACGAUGGCUGUGCCGCCCGGAAAUCACAUACCCCUAGGAAAUUGGGGAUUCUUGCUGACGUCAGCAUUUUUGGUAACCGGUUUUGGGCGGUCAUUUUCGCUAAUUAAUUGGUAAAACCGAAUUAUACUUAAAGACAAAACGCUAUAGUAUAUUAUGAGCACAAAAGUUAUAGAUCAGUUUAAUGGCACCGAGGUGCAAGUCAAGCUAUCUUCGGCCACGGACGCGGCUAAAGUUAUUAUCGACGAAUACGAUCACCACAACUUGUACCACAUGAAGCAGCCGAUCAGGUAGUCAUUUUUGACGAAGUAAGAGAGAUCGAUAUGGGAGAACAAGAAGUGGUAAAACAUGAAGUUGCAAUAGUUAAUACCAUUGAGAUUUGCGAAUUUUAUGAAGAAGAUGAGGAAGAAGAAUUGGUACAGUGAGGAAAUACAUUAGUUGAUUACCUUGAAUGUGACGAUGAUGAAGUUGAUGAAGAUGAUUAUGACCCAAGUAAAUAUAGAAGGGAAGUUUAUGAAAAACAAUUUGACGAACUUGACAUGGAAGCAACGGAGGAAUGUGAAAGAAGUUACGAAGAUUUCAGGUUUAAUAAAAGAACACCAGGCAGUUUAAUCAGAAAAAUCGAUAAUUAUGAACAAACCUUACGACGAAAGCUUGGUCAUUUACAAAAUUGCCUUAUCAUACAAUCAAAGUGUUAUGUUUUAUUUUUAAUCUGCAGUUAUUACGUGAUACACUACUAAAAAGGCGAAGAAUUAAAUUCAAUAAUGUCAACAUUUAUGAAGCAAUAGCUGAUGCCCAAUAUGAACUUUAUCAAAUAAUACGACAUGAUUAACCGGUUAGUUGUUGCAAUAAAUGGGUGGUACAUUUUUGAGUUGGGUUGGGUCAAACAUGUUUGGAUCUAUUUUGAUAGAUGGUGAUGGAAUUUUUGGAGUUUUCUUGGUGUUUGGUGCAGCAAUGUUUAAAUUUUUAGCAUUUUGGGGUAAAGCCAAAGUAGCUAACUGUUUCAAUGGUAAUGGGGUUUGUUUGGGUUUAGUACUAUCUUAUUGAGGGGUUACGUUUAGUCCCUUUAAAUGAGGAAACAAAUAAUGGUAAGCGAUAAUUAGUUCUAUGAUCUGGUCUCUUUUCAUUCUAGUAACAGCAAACGUAUCAGCUUUCAUCUUUUCUAUUUUUUUUUUUAGUUGCUUCAAGGUAAAUGUAUUGAGAUUCUUACGAAGUUGCAUCAAUUGGAGUUGUUUUUGGCGUUCUUGUUCUUUCAAAUAUUGUUUCAUAAUUUGGUUAGCUUCUACAGUAUUCAUAUACCAAUUAGUUCGGCAAAUCGUAAAAUUGGCAAUAUGAUCAAUACCAAUAAUAAUGUUACCCAUACAAUCAUCACACAAGAAGAGUCCAUCAAGUAGUUCAAAACAUGUUGCUACUUUUUUACAAUGUUCGCAAAUCCCCACCCCUUGCCCGCACUCCCCUCUCACGGGGUUUACAUUGAUAGGGGCAUAACGAACCGUUACCCCAACAAAUUAGCUCUUUAUGCGCUUGUGAUACAUGAUCUUUCAAAGCUUUUCUUGAAUUGCUAUAACCGAGGAUCUCAGCAAUACCCUUUCCUCGAAACCAAACAUUUUGCUUACUAUCAAUAUAUGAUGUCAGCUCAAUUUCUAAAUCUUCAUUAGCAAACUUUUUUUCAGUCAUAAAUACCAUUAUUAUAGUAGGUUACAUAAUUUUCUAUCAUACAGACCAAUAAAAAUGGUAUUUAUGAUAGAUUAAAAAGUAUGCUGGGCCUGAGGUGCCGUUUCAGCACCUUAGGUCUGAUGCCCCAUUUGAAGGAUCAAUAAAAUAGGUCACGGACGGACCGCGUGUUUUACGCUGUUGACCCGGCGUUUAAGCGGGGCAGCUGGCGCUCCUUUUUGGGUACGCCAACGAAUUAAUUAUUUGUUGUUAUCCCUACACUUUCUCCUCCUCCUUUUCCGUUCCAAAGAUCGCUUUAAGGACGCCGGUUAAUGAGAUUUCUGCUGUUUCCAGUUUUUUGGAGAUUAAUUUCUUGUGGUGUAAUGUCGCAAUCUCUUCUUCCAAUUUUUAGAUUUUAGUGUAAACUGCAUUGAGUUCAUUUUCCUUACUACGGAUUUUAGUAUCAAGCUUUCUUAUAUGACCGUCCAUUAUACUAUUUAGUUAGAUAAUUCUUGUAAGCUGCUCAGUGGAAUCCAACUAUUAAAGUCGUCACUAUAAAAACCCAACCAUUUUACAAGAGCUUGUUUCUUCUUAUAAUCCCUCCGAAUGAUCUUUUCAAUGCGAAAUACGUCCUAUCUUGCCGGCAGUAAUUCAGGUUCAUAAAAGCUGCCCUGUAUUUCCUCAUUGUUGGGAUCCUUUAAUCUGUAUGUGAUUGGGUUUGUGGAUUGGAUUUUAUCGAUCAGGAAUAUCUCCUCUGUCUAAUUAGGUGUGUACCCUUUAUCAAACAUAUUUCUCUUGGACUUACUUAUCCUAACUUUGUCGCCAACCUUGAAGUUGGGCUUAGAUGACAAUUGCUCCAUAUCACCAUACAGAUUAAAAUACACGGCACUUUCAUUCUUUUUCUUACUGGCUUCUAUAGGAGUCAUUUUAAUGGAACUGUGUUUGGUGUUGUUAUAUUUGCUCCAAUUUUUUUGGUCGUUUGUCAAGAUAAUGGGUAUUACCCUGGACAGUAAACUGUUUCCACAUUUAAGUUUUAAUUGUACGGUUCCAUCUUUCACACACACUAGAUUUGUCCUCAUUCUCGGUUGAGUAUAGUGUUAUAUCAUUCUUUUCCAACAGUUCCCUCAUAUUCUUGUUAUAAUAUUCUUUCCCUUUAUCGGUCCAAAGAUAUUGUGGUUUGCGGCCCUCCUUAAAGUUUGUUUUGAAUGUUUCCGUGACGGUUUCCCCUUUCUUAUCCUUCAAUGGGACAAUCCAGCCAUAUUUGGAGAACGGAUCUAGUACCAUUAAAAGAUAUCUGUAACCCUUGUUCCAUUUGCUGAACUGUUGCAUUUCACCUAGAUCUGAGCACCAAAUUUUGUCAAUACCGGUUGUAAUAACGCGCCGCCGAGUAAAGUUACGCUUUAUUGGUUUAUGUAAUUCGUCCGCCAAUUGUUGUUGCCAACUAAUAGCCGACGGCUUUUCUAGUUGAAACCAAGUCCAAGUUUCUGUUUUGUGUUUAUUAGAUUUCUAGCUAACCAGUGUCCCCAUUGUCUUUCACUAUAGGGAAUGGUGUCUAACGAUUUUACCAUUUUACGGUCAGCUUUAUUUUUACACUUUCGGUUAUCACCGCAAACACUAUAAUCAAUAUCAUGUUGUAUGGCCACAGCAUCGGUUGGCCUAGUUGGUUGAUCAUAAAUUUCUAAUAUUUCGCCAGUUUCUGGAUUGUAUUCCACUUGGUUUUUAAGAUCAUUAUAGGGCCCUGUGUAUUUGUGGCCUGGUAAGGUCCAUCCGCCUGCGGGUCUUAGUAAUUUACCAAUGGCCUUGUGGAUGUCCAAAGCCCAUCCAUCCAAAUCUUUCCUGUUUGUUUUAUAGUUUUUCUUUGGCCGUAUUUUGGUUGAUAAUUGGUCAAGAGCUUGAGAUACGACAAUCUGAAUCAUCGGAUUCAAUUUGUCCAAAGCAUAAUCUAUAGCUUUUUUCUGUAAUUUAGGGUUUCUUAGAGCCUAGGAACCAUAAUAUCUUCCCAUUUCAACUGCUUUUUUACCCAUCCAAGGAAGCCCGUGGUGGCCAAACAUGUCCAGUGCUGUACCAGCUACUGUGUCCAUUACGCCUGCCCCUAGGAAAGGCUGAUCUAGUCUCCUUUCUUUACAAAUUUAAACUUUUUCAUUCCGCAUUCAGCACAAGUGCACCAAAACAUUAGUCUACCAUUUUUGUUAGUUUUGUAACCCGAAGGUUCUACACAUUCUGUCUGUUUCUUCCGUUUAACUCAAUAAGAUUUCACCAUCAUAUACAAUAAUGUUAUAUAAUUAUUGUCUAAUCACUAUCACUACUGUCUGGAACAUAAGUAUCGUGGCUGCUGUCUGACUCAUAAUCACUCUCACUCAAGGGCUCACAGUUGCAGCAGUCAAAACAACCAUAUUGUUUUACAUAAUGUGGAGUAACUUCCUUGCAAUAAACACGGAACUUUUCUGACAUUCUAUAUAAUAGGAUUACAUAAACUUGCGAUUUAUCAUUUGAUCUGUGGAACUGAAUUUGGGGUUGUGUAUAACAUCUAAUAAUGGUUUCCCUUUUUGUCUCUCCAGAAGGUAAUAAAAGCACCAAUAAACACUGUCCCUUUCUUGUAUUUCAUCUGAUGAGUAAACCCUUUUUUUUACCGCGUGUUUUCAGAUAAUUUUUGAUCUCAUUGGGCAUAAUCGAACCGAACGGAUCAAAAUACUCACAAUAUUGUUUAUCCACACUUCUAUAACAAAUCGAGUGAUUAACUUCCCCUCGUCGAAUCGUCAAGAUUAAUUAUUCCUGUUUCCAGUUGGUGUAUUUUAUUUUGUAAAUCAUCGCGUAUGUAGAUACCUCUGAAAUAUUUUAUUCUCAGUUGUGUAACCCAUUGUCACAAAAAUUCAAUAUUCGAUAACGGUUUGUUUGUGAAUCUUACAGUAUUGUUCCUAGAAUUGGGAUUGAUUUGAAGGGAAUGUUCUUGCCGAGCAGCAGUCCCUUUCCCUUUCCUUUUUUUUAUUCCCGCACCAACUGGGUUAUUCCACGUUCCAAAAAAGGGUGGUGACAUGUAGGGAUAUGGAUUGAUCAUCCCACGGCCAUUAGUUGUACCGGGAACGUAAACUUACAUUGUAUUAGCGGAACCGGUACUGUCGGCUUGGAGACCCUUUCCUGUCAAUGCAUUUAGUAAUAGAGGGACUCCUAUACUCGCUAGUAGAGUACCAAGAAACCCGCCGCUCUGUGUUUUCGUUGGUCUGAUAACAAAUCCACUACCCGUUUGGAGAGAAUUAAGAAUAUCCUUUUUCUGACCUGCGCCAGUUGCAAGCGGUGCGAUAGCUUUUUUGGCUGAGAGAGUGGCAUGGCCAUAGGUAGCAACUUACUUCCUAAACUGAUCAAUGAUCCCAACAAACUACCACCGUGUUUAAUGGCCUUUCUGAUUUGUGUUUUUGAUAUUUUGAUAUCCGACCCUGUACCCUGACUCAUUGGUUUUCUCAAUUUAUUGAUCUGAGUUUUGUUAGCAUUAGUUCAUGUGGACCGGAUAACUCAUUUCUGGCAAGUUAAGUCUGAUUGUUAUUGCUGAAUUAUUAUUGUAAGCUCUCAAAAGCUUUUCCAAUUGUCCUUUACUAAGCGACACUCCAUAAGCGUAAUAUUUUGUCAUUACUUGUAUAUAAUAUACGUUACAUAAUUUAUGAUCUGAGUAUUAUUUUACCAUCUUUCUGAAUUAGCUCAACAUUCUUCUCCUAGAGAGUUAAUGCGUAAACAGAAUAAGCUGUUGCCGUUGUUCCAGAUAGCUCAUAUUUAAAUGUCAGUUUUGUGGUACCAUCCUCAAUGUCCAUUUUCUGUUUUGUUAGGUCGAAAUAAAUGAAUGGAAACAGGUUACUAAAAUUAGAUCUAUUGAGUAAUGACCCCCCACCGUAUUCAUUAUUUUUGUGAACAUACGUACACAUCCCUGAAGACUCUGGUUAUAUCAGUCAUGUCAGUAGUUGGUGUGUAAUGAAUCUCGGGGUAUUCGGUACCGUUUCCAACCUCUAGGAGACAAUUGGAUAACAUCCUUGGGUCAGUUGAGACCUGGAAUGUAUUAUACAAGAAUGCAUUAGCCGUCCAGACGUCAAUAUUUGCAUCAUUGAUUAUAAACACAAAAACGUGUCUGGGUUUCGUAAUACCAGUUGAUAUUCUGAAAUGCCCAGCUCUCUGCCGGCUGCUAUUUAAUCUUUUAUAUUCUCUCUCAAAUAAGUCCACUUAUGAUUCUUGAGAUAUUGGCUCAUAUAGGGUGAUUGGCCCUCACUGUUAAAGGUUAUUCGCGGAACAAACAAUUGCAUCCUGGUGAUAACUACCCUGCAAUCAGCUCCGGCCUGCCAAAUUAGAUUACCAUCUCACUCAAUCUCAAAAUUCAUCUCAACCCUUGUAUUGGGUAACAGCUCGUCCUCUAACAUUUCGAAGAAUGAGGUUCAGUGGUAUUUCAGUGUUUACUGUAGAUGAGGUAUGCAGAAGUGCUUUCCAGAGGGCAAACCCUUAUUGUAAGCUGCUCUUCUUUUGGCUAACUGAUUUGUCCCACUAACUUCAAAUUCCCGCUCUUCCGCUGGUCUGCAUGUAUCAAGGAAGAAAAACUCAUUACUUGCUGUUUUUUCAGCGUAAGCCGGACUGUGCUCAAGUAAGUUCUUAAUAUUAACACCGUGAUUUGCAUCAUUACAAUCAUACAUUUUCUUGCCAUUGAGCUUAAUAUCAAAAUGCUUCAAAAAUGAGUAUAACCCGUUUGCAAUACCAUUAUGAUCGUUUACUGCAAUGUUACCCCCAUUAGCCAGUAAGACUACUUUAAAAUAAGACUGAUACGGACAUUAUACCAGUCGAAUGGUGUAGCCUCUCCAUUGUUAUCAACAACAAACCUGUAGCCAUCCUUUUUCUGAUUGGCAUUAUUGGCGACAGUUGUACUUAGUGCUGUUUCUAGGUCAAAAAUAACAUCUUCAUAUUGUUCAACAUAUUUUGGAUCCCUAAAUGAUUUCAUAUACUAUUAGAUUUUAGUAUAUACACACUCAGUGAUCUUGGUGGUCGAUGGAUUGUUUACAACUCCCGUUUAUUCGCCUAGAAGAGACCGUUUUGUGAACUCAGCGUUUCCCGGAACAAAAAAAUAUGGCCUAACAACGAAGUUUAUUUAUGACAAACAAAUUUGAAAGCAAAUGUUUGCAGAAAUUCUACGUUUCAAGUAAACACGAGAAAGAAUACUACAUGAAAACGACGUCUUACCUCGAGGAGCCGAAUCGCCAUUUUGUCAGCACUUCAUGCGAAGAACGACACAACAAACCUUUUCGGCUAUAAACUUGGCGAGUCAACACAAAACAACAACGCUCUUCUUUUCUUCUCAGGUAAGGAAACAAUUCAAACUUUUAGCGGCUCUAUUGAAGUUAUUAUUGUUUGCGAAGUGAUAAGCUUGUGAAUUGCCAUGUUUGAAAAUUCUACAAAGAUCUAUUUUUAAACUGUCGCGUGCCUAGCUGACCUGAUCUGUCAAACAAAGCGUACUUUUUAAUGGUUUCCUCUCUGAUUUUGUUGAGAUCACUUCGUGUGUAUAUACUAAAACAAUUAUUCUUUUCAAUCUCGGUGAAAAGUGGCUUUAGGAAUAUUUACCUCGCCACUUCGUGGCUCGGUAAAUAUUUUGCCACUAUUCACCUCGAUUUCAAAGAAUAAUUGUUAAAUAUAUAUUUUCUCAUCCCGCCCCCAGACACUAAUUGAUUUACCCUCUCAUUAAUCUCAUAAUCGGUAAGCUCCUUUUGCGCAUUUUCUAUUGGUGAUGUCGCUACUGGUGUUUUUGUGUUUUUAUUCUUUUUGAUUAACAACUGAAUAAUUUUAUCGCCCGCUGACUACUUUCACAGCCUACUGGAUUCAUGUCGUAUGACUGGUGAAAAGCGACACAUAAAUUGGAAGCCUCAAGCAUGAGACGCAGCAUUUCAUCACCAGAUGAAACACCGAUAAGGGAGUUGAAAAUACGACGCGCAACGGAGAAUUUUUUACGAACUUCGAGGGGUUUCAUCUGGUGAUGAAAUACUGUGUCGAAUGGUUGAUAUUCCCUCUCAAACAAAAUGAUUUUAGAAGGAGAUAUUAAGGAUGCAAAAAUGAACAGUUUUUCAUCCGAUUUCCAAACACUCAUGAAACAUUAAUUUCCUUUGUAUUUUCUUAAUGAAUUAUUAAUGAGUUUGAAAAGUGACAUUAUCAAUUUUCAUAUAAAUAAAAAAAUAAAUAAAUAAAACUUUAAUUGCUUACACAAUUACUGGUUAGCCCAAAAGUUUACAUUGUGGGUCCAAAUUUUUCCUGAAAGUGGUCUAAAUCUAUAUAUAGCCAAUCCAGGUGGUAUUCAAACCUCGUUAGUCCACUCAGCAAGUGGGAUUUGACAACAGUUUUGUUUGAGGUAAUAUGCAAAAAUCAAACAGGCAACACAAGGUCGCGUGACUAAUAUUUUGAAUUUUCAAUAGAUCGUUUUCACUGUCACGCAAUAAACAAGGCAAAAAAAAAAAAUGAAUUGGAAACAGUCCAGUGGAAGAAGCCAAGAAAAUGAAAUGUUACAAAAGACUGAUAUAUAAAAAAUUGUCCAAGUCUCAGGUAUAUGUGGCCCUCAGUUUCUGAGUUAUUUGCCCAAAUAUUUCACGCACCAUUGUAGAGCUUUGUAUUGAGACGCCAUAUUUUUGUACAGUUUUGGUACACAAAUAUGGCUGCCGGAAAUCAACAAAAACAUCUUGAGUUCACAUUUUCUAUAAAAGCUCUUCCUUUCCACCGGAAAGCUAGCAUACGCGCGCAUAAACACAUCUUUUAAUACUUAAAAUGAUUAAACUGCUGAAAAUCAGCAGGAGAGGCUUUUUUUCAACGAGAUAGCAUUCCUGUUUUCUGUCACGCACUGUGAAAACUCGAAAGUUCAAAUUGUUGUUGUUUCGAAAUGAAACAUGCUACAGGACUGGAAACUUGUACAAGGAUUUAUUUUUUGUUUAUCUUCAACCUUGUGUAAAUGAGAAUUCGUAAAACCUCGCUAUUUUGACCUUACAAUUCGAUGACGUCACCGUGAAAACCAUCUAUUAGUUUAUGUCGCAUGACAAACGUAAUCGCCUACAACACCCAACUGGGAACACAGACGCCGAAGCAGGCAUGAUUACUACAAAAUCUGGUAGCGAGAGAAGCACGGCAAUGGACUGAAAGGAUAAAGUCGUGGUCUUAAAAAUGUCUACCAUCGAAUACAGUGAUUUGCUUGUCAAGGUAAGUCAGCGACUUAACGAACUGAAUGUAGGUCGACGAUUGUUAUGUACAGAGGGAAGGUGGCGCCUCGAAGCAAAGAACAUUUACAAGAUGUCUUCUCGUUCUUUGUUGAAUUGAAAGAGAAGGAAUUUCUAGGACUUGACAGACUGGAUGUAAUGAAGGAAGUGCUGGAAGGCUUAAAGGAAUGGUCUCUGUUAGAAAAUGUUGAAAAGUUUGAGGCCAAGAGGAAGGAAUACGAUUGUUUGCCUAGGCAGAUUAUUCGGGCACUCGACGAACUAAAUGAUGUGGAACGACUAGUCUCGAUUUGCGAAGGAGUGAUACCACAAGACAGGCAAGGCAGCAUUCACGAUGUUCGAUCAUUGUUUGAGGAACUGAAGAACAACAGUUCUCUUAGAAUUAAUCGUCUCGACGUCUUGAAGGAGAUUUUGACCCAAGCAGAGGAACAAGAAUUGCUUGAGAAAGUCAAGGAGUUCGAAAAACGAAGGAUUCUUGAAAAUAAGUUUGAGAGACGAAAAGGUGGUUAUGUUCAAGUCUUAACAGCGGGGCUCCCUCGCGCGCGAAGCGCGCGUGGGACAGAGCCCCAUACUCAUAGAAUAUGGUCAACCUCUUUUCGUUUGGUUGUCACGUGAAGUGACCAAGCGUACGUACGUACGUACGCACGCGUCUACACAUUGUACGGGUAGGGUAGGGGAGACUAUCAAAAGGAAGGGAGGGGUGUAUCAGGUGUGUCUUGGUAAACCCAUAUCUUUUAUAUUGGCCAUUUACAAUAUGGUCAAUUGACAGCUGUCAAAACGGGGAUAGCAACUGUCCAGUAUCACAUUGCCAUAUCGGGGGCUCGUGUGUCAACUCAUCCAGGUGACGUGAUUUAUUUGGAAGCUGUCCGCUGACCAGUUGUUUUACUAGCUCGCAAUCAAUGUUCAAUCUCAUACUUUCUAGCUAAAUUGAGAGCACAGGAAAACUGAUAAUGCACACAUCCAUUGGACAUCAAUGUUGUGAUCAAUUGACAGCUGUCAAAACAGGGUAUCCGCUGACCAAUCUCACUUGACCGUAUCGCGGGCUCAGGUGUCGACCCAUCGAGGUCGAGUAUUUUUUGAAGUUAUCCGCUGACAAGUUACUAGUUUUCAAAUGAUCGCAGACUCAAGUUUGAUUGUUUUUAAUUCAUAUGAAACAUGUUUUGUUUUUGUGCCGCACAAUUAAAAUUUUGAUUUAAAACUGACGUCGGGCGCGAAAAUUCAGCCAGCUAUUACAGGCAGGGAAGGCAGCUGCUUUUGACUUUGCUCACCAUGGUCACGCGUUGGUCACGCUCUACGUCCAAUUUUUACGCUCUGAUUGGUCAAAAUUUAUGCAGCAUCUUGAAUCUUGCUUACUUUGACAGCUGAAGCUGACAGAGUUUUGUGUCAACUUGUAAUGUUUUUAACUUUCUUUUUCCACUGGAUGCACAAAAUGAAAUUCAGCUGCUAUCAGGAGUCUUCUGUUAUUCAUGUCUAGUUGGUUUUUGGCUGAGAAAUUAAUACAUUACUUGUCAAAGCCGGAAAUCCGAUUUCGGAUGGCAUCUGAUGAUGAGUAUGACUGGGGACAAGAAGAUAUAAUAGCCAGGCAGCAUGAAGCAACGUUCUCAACCAAGACGGAUAAGAAACUAUUGAGUGUUUUCUACAAAGAGGAGUCUGAGAUGAAAAAUGAACUAAAAGAGCUGACAGAAAAAAUAGAAAAGUGGAAAAACGAAAGGAAGCCAUUGAUAGAGAAGUAG
Molecule: messenger RNA, 12258 nt
Organism: Porites evermanni
Lineage: Eukaryota; Metazoa; Cnidaria; Anthozoa; Scleractinia; Poritidae
Source: the annotation of a GenBank genome assembly